This is a messenger RNA of Ascoidea rubescens DSM 1968, 846 nucleotides long. RefSeq names its product RNA polymerase II subunit A C-terminal domain phosphatase (gene SSU72). Gene Ontology annotation, cellular component: nucleus; mRNA cleavage and polyadenylation specificity factor complex. Gene Ontology annotation, molecular function: RNA polymerase II CTD heptapeptide repeat phosphatase activity. Lineage: Eukaryota; Fungi; Ascomycota; Saccharomycetes; Ascoideales; Ascoideaceae. Bases 92 to 709 code for a protein of 205 amino acids. The transcript is spliced from 2 exons. Gene Ontology annotation, biological process: termination of RNA polymerase II transcription. The record is from RefSeq and is a predicted model, not a curated record.
CAAAUAUUGUUAAUUCACAGUCUGUCUCUCUGUUAUCUUUAUUAAUUGUAUUGAAUCAUAUCAAAAAUAAUACUAUCUUCAGCUCAUAACAAUGUCAACCUUGAAAUUCUGCACUGUCUGUGCUGCAAAUCAGAAUCGUUCAAUGGAGGCUCACAGAGUUCUUAAAGAAGCUGGUUACAAUGUGAAUUCAUAUGGUACUGGUUCUGCUGUGAGAUUGCCUGGAUCAAGUAUUGACAAGCCAAAUAUUUACAAAUUUGGGACUCCCUACGACCAGAUAUAUAAAGAAUUAUCAAAGCAAAACCAACGAUUAUAUAUUCAAAAUGGAGUGUUGAAAAUGUUGGAUAGAAACAGAAAGAUCAAAACUGCCCCUGAAAGAUUUCAAGAAAACAACACCAAGACUUUUGACGUUAUUAUAACUUGUGAAGAAAAAUGUUUUGAUGCUGUCAUUGAAGAUUUACUUAACAAAAAUUUGAAUUUAAACCAAAUUGUUCAUGUUAUAAACGUUGACAUCAAAGAUGAUACUGAGAAUGCCACGAUAGGUGGGAAAGGUAUAUUAAAUUUAGUCAACAGAUUAGCUGAAUCUGCUAAAAAAAAUCAAAAUAUUGCUCCUGAUUCAGUGCCCUUUGAGGAUACAAUUCUUGACAUUUUGGCAGAAUGGCAAAAGGACCAUCCAAAUUUACCACUACUUUAUUCUACUUGUUUUUAUUAAGUAUCACCAACAAAUAGAUAAAUAAUAAUAUUUUUAUCUUCUUCGGCAUUAGCAUCUGGUGAAAGUUUUCUAUAAAAAAAUUCAUUAAAAGCUUUAAAUUUAUAAAUUGGUAACAAACAUUCAAAUAUUCAAACAUA